GUUAAUUCACACGUCUUUUACAUUCAAAAGUCAUACUCCUUCAGUGUCAUGUAUUGUGAAGAGAGUUUUGUGUAAAAAAGAAAAUCCGAAUAAAAAUGCGCUUCAAGUUAAAAUAGAAUUGAACCGUGUAUCCGUGUUUAAUUUGCACAAAAUCGUAAAAUUUCUUUUAGUUCUAGCUUCACCAUUUUCAAAUUCAUACGAAAUUCUUAGAUAAAUUGUUUCAAUUUCCUUAAAAAAAUAUGUUACAAAAAUACUUAGUAUUUACAAAUUACACAAAUCGGAUGGCCAUGCUCCGAUGUUAUCGAGAUUUUGAUAAGCUCGUUACAAGGAAUUCACUCACCAAAUACCAAUCGACUUUAUUCAAUCAAAGUAGACGAUAUCAAAGCGUUUAUUUAGCCACCCGAAUUGAAUCACAUUUGAAUUCACGAUGUAUUAAUUUAUCAAAAUUGCGUGGUUUAAUCGGCCGACGAAAUUUGUGUACAAAACCAACGAAAAAAAGUGAUCACAACUGGUCAUUGAUACGAAAACAACAUCGAGAAUCAAAACAAGAGAUAAAACGACUGUUUUCGAUGGCCAAAAAUGAAAAAUGGUAUCUAAUUGCGGGAGUUGCUUGUUUGAUUGUGUCGUCAGCGGUUACCUUAGGUGUUCCACGGGCCAUUGGCAAGCUCAUGGACAUGAUUGUUAUGGAUGAAUUUCCAAAAGAGAAACUACACACAUUUUGUGUCGUAUUGUUCGGAAUAUUUGUUGUGGGUGGUUUAGCCAAUUUCGGUCGAAUUUAUCUAAUGAACAAUGCAACUCUUCGAAUUGUAAAAGAUUUGCGAUCGCGUGUGUAUCGCACAAUGUUGAAUCAAGAGCCGGGCUGGUAUGAUACAAAAGGCACAGGAGAACUUAUAAAUCGGCUAUCAAAUGACACAACACUUGUCGGCAACUCCCUCAGUCAAAAUCUAUCGGAUGGCCUGAGAUCAAUCAUAACAAUAGCGGCAGGAACAUCUAUGAUGGUUUAUACAUCCCCUCAAUUGUCACUUGUUGCCGUGUGUGUUGUCCCGUUUAUCGGUGGCCUGGCCAUUCUUUUCGGGACGUAUGUCAAGAACAUCACAAAAUUAUUGCUCGACAAAUUGGCUGAAGUGAUGAAAAUCGGAGAGGAACGAUUGAACAAUGUAAAAACAGUGAAAAUGUUUUGCAAAGAAGAUCUAGAAAAUCGUUUGUUCACAAAAGAGUUGGUGAACGCUUUGGACCUAGGAUACAAAGAUAUUUUUGCCAGAGCCUCAUUUUAUGGAAUAGCCGGUUUAUCAGGCAACAUAAUUAUCAUUUCGGUGAUCUACUACGGGGGGUCCCUGGUGGCGUCAAACGCAUUGACUAUCGGAGAUUUAACAUCGUUUGUAUUCUACGCUGGCUAUACGGGGAUGGCAAUGACAGGACUCACGAAAUUUUAUACGGAACUCAAUAAAGGCGUCGGAGCGGCCACACGAAUUUGGGAAAUUUUCGACAGACAAAUUGCAAUACCAGUUGAUACCGGCAUCAUACCAAAAGAACCGCUAAAAGGUUCAAUUCAAUUGAAAGACGUUUGUUUCACAUUUCCGGCUCGACCGAAUGUAACAAUAUUGAAAGAUGUGAAUUUGAACAUUGAAUCAAACACAGUGACUGCCAUUGUGGGAAGAAGUGGCAGUGGAAAGUCUACCAUUGCAUCACUUUUGGUACGUUUUUAUGAUCCACAAUCGGGCGGUGUUUAUAUUGACGGUGUUGAUAUAAAACAAUUGAAUUUAAAAUGGCUUCGAAAUCACAUAGCAGCUGUUAGUCAAGAACCAAUUUUGUUCAGUGGUACUAUUCGUGAUAAUAUUUUGUACGGUUUGAAGUCGGAUGAUAACGAGAAUUUAGCUAACGAAUACUUCGAUCGCGUCGUUAAACAAAGCUAUGUCGAUGAUUUCGUAAAAACACUUCCAGACGGCUAUAAUACACUUGUCGGUCAAAGAGGUUUAACUUUAUCGGGUGGACAGCGCCAGCGAGUGGCCAUAGCAAGGGCCUUGAUUAGGAAUCCAAAAAUUUUGAUACUUGACGAAGCGACAAGUGCACUUGAUAGCGUUUCAGAGGCAGCAAUUCACAAAUCACUACAAACCAUUUCCCAAGAUCGAACGGUAUUAACGAUAGCCCACCGUCUUAGUACAAUACGCAAUGCACAAAAAAUUAUUGUUGUCGGCGAUGCAAAAAUCCUUGAACAGGGAUCAUACGACGAAUUAAUGGCAGACAGCAAAAGCAUUUUCCGAGAUUUGGUGAAACAGCAAACAUUUGAAACAGCACCAUCUAGCCAUAUCUUUUUAACUGAGUAAACGAAUUUCGCAGAGGAAAACUAUGUUUUCAAAAAAAUGGAAUUGUGUUUUUUUAUAAAAUGAAAAAGCUAUUUUAUUCGGGGUUGUUGAAUAUAUUGAUUAUUAUUUGUUAAAAUUGAAGAUGUUUUAGUGUAAUUCCAAAGUUAUAAACUUUUCGGAAGGACAAGUUAAAAUAAAACUACCAUUGAAAGCUACA
Molecule: messenger RNA, 2520 nt
Organism: Contarinia nasturtii (swede midge)
Lineage: Eukaryota; Metazoa; Arthropoda; Insecta; Diptera; Cecidomyiidae
Product: ATP-binding cassette sub-family B member 10, mitochondrial-like
Exons: 4
Coding region: 240-2324 (694 amino acids)
Biological process (GO): transmembrane transport
Cellular component (GO): membrane
Molecular function (GO): ATP hydrolysis activity; ATP binding; ABC-type oligopeptide transporter activity
Source: RefSeq, a predicted model, not a curated record